AUAAUCCAGUGCAAGUGUUUUAAACAUCUCUAUUCAUGGGUUUGGGGAGCGAGAGUGACUCGUGGUCGGACAGCAGUUCGGAAGACAGCUUCUGCUCGGGCUCGUGCCACGCUGAACACAUCCUGCAGGUCCUGAACGCCUUCAGGCAGAGCGCCACCUUCACGGACGUGGUGCUGCUGGUGGAGGGCCGAGAGUUCCCCUGCCACCGGGCCACUCUGUGCGCCAGCAGUCGCUACUUCCGCACCAUGUUCACAGGGCAACUGCGCGAGAGCCGGCAGGCCGUGGUGCGUCUGGAAGAGGUGUCGGCUGCUGCCAUGGAGCACUUGCUGGACUUCAUCUACGAGGGCCGGGUAAGGUUGCAGGAGGAAAGUGUGGAGAGGGUCUUCCAUGCUGCUGACUUGCUGGAUGUUCCUGCGCUGUCCCGGGCCUGCGUGGACUUCCUGGAGCAACGAGUGUGCCCCUCUAACUGUCUGGGCCUCAUAGACUUUGCCGGGCUCUACUCAAUAGAGCCAUUGCUGGAGCGCUGCCAGGUCGUCCUGUACCAGGACUUCGAAAUGGUCUCCAAGCAGGAGGAGUUCCUAGAGUUGCCUUUGGAAAGGGUAUUGGAGCUGCUGGACUCCGAGAAGCUGCAGGUGCAAGAGGAGGUGCUGGUGGAGGUGGCGCUAGGCUGGGUCUACCACCGGCGCAACCAGAGGAGAGCAGCACUCAGGACGCUGCUGGAGAGGCUCCGGCUGCCCCUGCUGGACCCUGUGUUCUUCACGGACAGGCUGGAGGCAGAUGAGCUUGUGCAGGAAUGUCGCGAGUGCUGGCCCUUGCUGCAGGAGGCCAGACGGUACCACAUGUAUGGCAGGGAGAUCAGCUCUGAGAGAACCAAACCCAGGAGGCGAUCAGGUUGGGCUGAGACGAUUGUGGUGAUCGGAGGUUGUGACAGAAGCGGCAUUUCUAGACUCUCUUUCGCCGAGAAACUUGAUCCGAUCUCAAAGAAGUGGCUCCCUUCAGCCACUCUGCCAGGAUACUCCAAAUGUGAAUUUGCUGUCUGUGAACUCCAGAACGACAUUUAUUUAUCAGGUGGGCAGCUGAACAGCUCGGACGUGUGGCGCUUCAUGUCUCCAUUGAACCAGUGGGUGCGUGUGGGCGGCCUGCUGAAGGGCAGAUGGCGACACAAAAUGGCCUCUCUGCGUGGAAAGCUGUACACUGUGGGAGGUUACAACGGGCAUCAGAGGCUGAGCAGUGUGGAGUGCUUCAGCGUGUUCGAGAAUGCCUGGAAAGCUGUGGCUCCUCUGUUGCUGGCGGUCAGCUCAGCCGCUGUGGUCAGCUGCGCCGGAAAGCUCUACGUUAUCGGCGGGGCCGUGAGCGACAAAUGCAACACCAACAAGGUGCAGUGCUAUGACCCCAUGAAGGAUCAGUGGACGUACGUGUCGCCCUGUCCGUUCUCUCAGAGAUGCAUAAACGCAGUGUCCCUCAAUGGCUCCAUCUACGUGGCUGGAGGUCUGCUGGAUACGAUCUACUGUUACACUCCCCGAAACGACACCUGGGGCAAAGCAGCAGACCUGCCCAUGAAAGUGGAAAGCUGUGGGCUGACCGUGUGCAAUGGAAAGGUGUAUGUGGUGGGAGGCCGAGAUGAGUUCGCAGCUGCCGUUGACCGCAUGUGGGCGCUUGACCCAGCGAGCGGCCGGGUGACCGAAGAGACGCCGAUGACGCGCAGCUUGAGCAAUCACGGCUGUGCCACCAUCACACAGCACCUAGAACCCAAGUAA
Colossoma macropomum (tambaqui) is the source of this 1757-nucleotide messenger RNA. It is a transcript of the gene klhl35, whose product is annotated as kelch-like family member 35. NCBI's taxonomy places the organism in Eukaryota, Metazoa, Chordata, Actinopteri, Characiformes, Serrasalmidae. Bases 36 to 1757 code for a protein of 573 amino acids. Gene Ontology annotation, molecular function: protein binding. The record is from RefSeq and is a predicted model, not a curated record. The transcript is spliced from 7 exons.